Molecule: messenger RNA, 951 nt
Organism: Folsomia candida
Lineage: Eukaryota; Metazoa; Arthropoda; Collembola; Entomobryomorpha; Isotomidae
Exons: 4
Coding region: 37-819 (260 amino acids)
Biological process (GO): regulation of apoptotic process
Source: RefSeq, a predicted model, not a curated record
AAUAAUUCCAUUGGAUUAUUGAGGAGGACUGACAGGAUGGAGAGAGGAAGGGAAAAAUUGUCCGCACGACCCACCAGUCAGCAAGCCUCCCCUGACGAUGGGACACGGAGAAGAUGCCGUCACCGGAAAGGGUCGCCACUCCCACUCUCCCUCCGAAUGGAGAAAAACGUCAUCUGCCUCUUGUUGGGCCGACGUGUCAUCAAAACGCUGGUUCGAUACACGGCAGGAAAGCAUGGGGCACAUUUGGUUGACUUGAUUUACAAGUUGACUCGCGUUACGUUGGGGAAGCGAAAGGCUAAAAAGUUGGUGAAACGGACCCUGAACGUUAUUGCAGAGAUCUCUGUUCUUACGAUGCAUGGAAAGUUGAGCCCACACCAACUCGACCUCAUGCGACAGGCGCUGCUCACUCCGCUGAAAAAGUUUCAAGAGAUGAUGCAGGAAAGGAUGGACAAGGCGCAAAACGAACCCUGGGCUUCAGUCUGGUCCGACCACGUUGCCCACCAGCGGGACCGUUUCAUCCGGAGUGUGCGGAAGGCGGAGAAGGAGCUGUUUCUCACCUUGGCCCCUUUAUUGCAGGAGCGCACACUUCACCUCUUGGUGAAGGUGGCUCGGAGUCUGCGCGACCCACAGAUCCUGCUGGCCUGCUGGGGCGACGACGAGGACGGCGUCAAGGACGUGACCCAAGAAGUGUUUGAAGAGAUGCUGAAGACGGUCGAGGGGAUGGCAGAGGAGGAGCGGCAAUGGUGCCUCAAAAAGAGCAGGUCCAGGCAACGAAGGAGAGGACUCAGAGGAAGACGGACGCGGAGCAAGUUCACCUAAGUCAACAAAUUCAGGAUAAUUAAUCAUCCAACAAAAUUCCACAAGUGCUGCACCACUCUGAUUUACUUUUAACGGAGAUUAUACCAAAUUCUUAAAAAAAACAUUCAACAAGUCAAAACAUUCACUAAUGAA